Molecule: messenger RNA, 4372 nt
Organism: Planococcus citri (citrus mealybug)
Lineage: Eukaryota; Metazoa; Arthropoda; Insecta; Hemiptera; Pseudococcidae
Gene: l(3)76BDm
Product: trafficking protein particle complex subunit 8 homolog l(3)76BDm
Exons: 20
Coding region: 209-4198 (1329 amino acids)
Cellular component (GO): TRAPPIII protein complex
Source: RefSeq, a predicted model, not a curated record
UUCAAAAGUGGAUAAGUGGAUAUUUUAUUUUUGUAGGCUUGUCAAACACCAUCAACAACCUGAUAAUCAUUAAAAUUUCGAUGUAUAUUUCUUUCAAUUCCGAAUGAAAUAAAUAUGUAGCUUUUUAAUUAAUAUUACAAGCGUACACGUAGUGUUGUUGAAACGGUAUCGGUGUUGACUGCGACGAACUUAUUUCGGAGGUCGAAAAAUGGCUAAAUCUACUCUAAACUCUAAAGAAUUGGUCCAACGAUCGUUCUCUCCUUUUGUGGCCAUUUUGAGCAGUCCACUCGUCGAUGAGGUUUGCCAGAAAAAUAAUCUAUCAUUCAUCGAACUAAUCGAACCAUUUUCUACGGUCAAUAAAGAGGUAUCCUACCGUGAUCCUUCUGCGACAACUAUUACGUUGAAAAAUCUGCGAGUAUGUUUCUACGAUAUCAACGCCAAACCACCAGAACCUGCUAUUGCUAGAAAAUUACUCAACGAAUCUGUGAGCUCUGUUUCCGAAGAAGUUAUAGAGUGCACGAAUUUCAAAUCAGGCAAUAUUAGCGUCGAUGUACCGACCACUGUGCCUUGGUUUGAGAAGUGGAGAGACAUGUUUCUCAAAGUACAAUUUCCGUCCGAUCACGAGUUUACUAAGCAUUAUUUAGCAUGUAUGAUUGUGAUUACUUCGAAGGAAGAUAAUCCUAUGGAUACGUUGUCGAAUAUGGUCCAACAGCUGCAGCAUACUUUAAGUAUGUCUCCUCCUAAAAUGAUUCCUAAAUGGUUUAGUUCUUCGGUGUUAAGAUAUUACGUUCUUUUACACGAUGUCGUUUCGGGUGAUUUGAAAAAAGCCGAAAAAGUAUUCGAUGAAAUGAAAUCUACCUACAAUACACAGUGUUGUUAUAUGCUGCAAAUCAACUCGCAGACUACAGGAAGUCCUAUCAUUGUACCUGAUUAUUGGGGGAAAACGCAGGUUGAAAAUGGAUCAAAUGAAUUCAGUAACGAUAUCGGUUUAACCGAUAGCUUUUCUAUGAGUAAUUCAAGCCAUAUUGAAACCGCGCAAGAGAUGUCAGAACAGGUCAAGCCUGAAAUUUUAAACCAUCCUCUAAGCCCUCAGCUUGAAAAUCAACGUAUCGGAGGCGACGUUUCACAAAAUAUUAACGAUAUGACAGAUAGUUCUGAAACGCCAGAAAAACCCGGAGCUUGUUUAACUACUGAAGACAUCGAUCGAGUCAAAACACUCGUCUCAAAUUUCGUCGUCAGCGCGUUAUUGCCUUUCGUUGAAACUCAAAUGCAGUAUUUGAAUGAGAUGGUUUCGAAUAAAAAAGGUGUCAGUAAAUCUUUCCUAAGCGCUACAAAACGAUGGUUUGGAAAUCCUAAACCAGGAUCACCGAUCAGUGUACCAAAUGCGCAUUACUACCAUCCGGAUUCCCCCGAGUUGCACAUGCGUCGUCUGGGUGACCUAUGCUUUAUGUUCGGAGCUUACACGUGCGCUUUCCAAGCCUACCAUUCGGCCAAACGUGAUUUCAGCUCGGAUAGCGCCUGGUUGUAUUACGCAGGAGCUUUGGAAAUGGCCGCGUUAUCGGCUUUUUUAAUCGGAUUAGAUAUCAAGAAAGCUCAAGAAUAUACCGAAGAUAGCGUCGUCAUAUAUUUAAACACAUGCAGAAUGCCUCAGUUUGCUACCAGGUUAACGUUAUGUGUUACGGAAUGCUUAAAAGAUUUAGGAAUGUAUGGCGAAGCUGCAGGUAGACUUUUAUCGAUGACUAGCGAAGAUUCUGAUUUACGAAGCGCUCUGUUACUGGAAGAAGCUUCGUAUUGUUUUAUUAAAUCGAAAAAACCGUAUAUGCCUCGUAAAUAUGCCUUUCAUCUUGUGUUGGCUGGACACAGGUUUGCCAAAGCUGGGCAAAGGAGACACUCUUUGCGAUGUUACAGACAAGCUUAUCAAGUUUACCAAGAUAAAAGUUGGAGUCUGGCUGAAGACCAUAUACAUUUCACUAUUGGUAAAUUAGCUUCGUCUUUAAAACAAAAAGAAGUCACUGCGGCAGAAUUUGCGAAAUUAUUCAUCAAUCCGAGUACUCAGCUGCCUUCUCAACAAUCAGUCUUCCUUAAAGAAUACUUCUUAUCUUUGAUUGAGCUGCAAAAAGAAGGAAAGAGCGAGAUGCCUUUUCUGAAUAUACCUCACGUUGACCAUUCCAGCAUUAGAGUGUUUUUGAAUGCGUUCGAAAGCCCUGAUCGUAUUGAAGAAUGGACUUUAGCUCAUAAAAAAAUCACCGAAGAGGAGCAGACCAAUAAUAGAUGGCGAAAAUUGGAAGAAAAUUUGGUCUCUUUUACAAACAAUAAUUCAGUUCCGCCAUUUUUCAAGCCUACAAUUACAGUGCUAUCGAAUAGCACGAAUAAUUCAGUCAAACCAGUGUGUGUGAUCGAAGAACGCAUUCGAACGUGUGUGGAUCUAGUGAAUAUACUGAAUAUUUCGUUAUCUUUACAAAAUGUCGAAUUAAUGUGGGAGUAUUCGGCUUCGGAAAAUGAUCCUAAUUCUGAUGAAAUAUCUUUGGCGGAAACUGAGAUAUUAGAUUCAGUUAUACUGGAACGAGACACGAGUACCACAAUAAUUUUACACAUUACUCCGAAAUCACCCGGUGAACUUCAUAUCUCUGGUAUUAAAUACACUGUGAUUCUUCAGCCUUCAAACGAAGGCGCUGAUACCAUCAGCAUUACCGGAUACACUACUUUGAAUCCUAAAGGGAUGAAAAUAAUCACAAAAGAACCAAAAGCAGAGCCACAAUACGCUCCUGAUUACAGAUUACAGUUUACCGUCGCCGAUAGCGCUCCUUGUUUACAAAUUUACUUAAAACAUCUUACCGAAGAAAUGCUAUGCGGCGAAAUCCAGCCAAUCGUUGUAAAAUUACGUAACACGGGCCGUUUACCCAUUAAUAGGGUUUUAUUUACUGCCAGCGAACCAGCUUUGUUUUCUGUACCUAAAGGUAAACCUGGCAGUAAAAUUUAUCAAUUGCAAUUCGAGCCUAUACCUCCGGGACGGUCCAAUGAAGUUACCAUAUUCUUAAAAGCGUCCGAUAAAAGUGGAGAGACUUGUGUCGACUUGCUGUUCUACUAUGACACUACUAAAUCUAGUCAUCAAAAGCUGAAGUAUCGAUUGAUUCAUCAUACGUUGAAUUUAAUGGUGCACGAAUCCAUCAGCGCGUCUGUUUUGGCCACCAGAAGUAUAAAGAAUAAUGAAGAUAACGAAGUGAUCAAUAUUCGUCUUCAAGUACAGAAUAAAAACGAGGCAUCAGAUGCAUUGGAACCUGUAGUUUCACUGCAACAGGUAUCAUUAUUCAGUUCAAAUUGGCAACUGUACGGCGUGAUUUCCUCUUCGGAUGAUGUUUCAGUGAAAUUGAAACAAGAACAAGUAGCUUUUGUGACGUUCAAAGCUAAACGACUCAGUACGGAAAAUAAUUACUCUGAUUUAAUACUGAAUAACGAAAAUAGCAUACUAUCCGUCGAGAAACCGUACAGUGACUUCACCGAAUCUAUAGUUACCAAAUUAAUUAAUCCUAAUAAACCACCUGAUAAAAAUAUCGCCCACGAAACCGAAUCAGUCGUUAAUAUUAAUUCACUGGUGAUUUUAUUUUGGAAGGGCGAGGUUAACAGAAAAGGCAGCGUGCAAACGAUAACUGGUCAGCAUUUGGUACCAUUGAUGAAAUUCGGCCAGAAAUAUUCAUCCGCUGAUUGUGAUUCUUUGUGCGAAACGAACAAACCACCUACUCUUUCCUCAUUUAUAUCUCCUCCUUCCAUCCCAACUGUUUAUUAUAAUAGUCCUAUCGCCAAAGAAUUGUUAUUAAUUAAAAUGAGCCAUCCUGCUAUCGUUACUCAUAGUUUUACCUCUAACAGGAUCUGUACCGUUUCUGUCGACUUGAUUGUACAGAAUUGUUGCGACUAUUCAGUUGAAGUUAAACUCGAUUCUACAUAUCAAACGCCUAAUAACUUAAGUAAAAUAAACGAAUCGUCGUUAUUUUUAUGGCUCGGAGUGGUGCUGAAUACGUUUGUCUUGGAAAAACAUUCCAGUACGAAAAUGUCCCUUUGUGUAUGCGUCGGUAAUUGCGGAACUUACGAUUUGGGUUCGCAACUUACUAUAUUAGCUAGGAAAUUUAAUAGUGAGAAUAUUUUUGUAGCUCAGUCGUCUGUUCCCCAUUCGAUAUUGUGUGUAUCAAACGAUGUUUUAUGAUAUUUAUUUAUUAUUUUUUAUUACGCCAAUUGUGAUUUUUCAUUGUUUACGUUCAUUUUAUUGAUAUUUAGCGCUGUUCAUUAUAAUAUUAUGUAUUAUGAUUAUGAUUUUGCUGAUGAUUUCAUCAGUGGUAUUCAAUUCUUGAUUUUUUAAAAAUAAACUCGUUAAUCGUAA